Molecule: messenger RNA, 1494 nt
Organism: Pisolithus orientalis
Lineage: Eukaryota; Fungi; Basidiomycota; Agaricomycetes; Boletales; Pisolithaceae
Product: cytochrome P450
Exons: 12
Coding region: 1-1494 (497 amino acids)
Molecular function (GO): iron ion binding; oxidoreductase activity, acting on paired donors, with incorporation or reduction of molecular oxygen; heme binding
Source: RefSeq, a predicted model, not a curated record
AUGCAUACCUCAACGACUGUCAUCUCCAUUUCCCUACUGUGUUCCGGGGCCCUUUUGUUCACACUUUGGAAGGGUCGGGCACGACGAGCCAACCGUAACUUCCUACCCCCUGGCCCCAGCGGCCUAUGCGGCCUACCGUGGGUUGGGAAUGUUUUCGAUAUAGAUGUGUCUCAGCCAUGGGUCACAUAUCAAGAAUGGGGAAAUCGCUAUGGUGACCUCACCUACUCCCAAGUACUUGGAAAGGAGUACAUCAUCGUCAAUAGUGAGAAAGUUGCCCAUGAGCUCUUGGACCAACGAUCUUCAAUAUAUUCUGAUCGACCCCAUAUGCCUUCCGUCGAAUUGUUUGAUCUGGGUUUUGCCACACCAACUUUGCCAUAUGGUGAAGAGUGGAGGCAGCACCGAAGGGCGCUCCAUUUGGUCUUAAACAAGAAAGAAGCUCUGAAAUACGCAACGAUGCAGUUGCAAGGGGUGCACGGACUCCUUAUGAACUUGCUCACGACACCACAAGACUAUGAGAACCAUUUUGUGAUGUUUCCAGUCGCAUUGAUUAUGGAACUUGCCUAUGGUUAUUCCGUAGUUCCCCAGGGGGACCCUUUCGUGGCCAGCCUAGUCCAAUUGCUUUCGUUGGUAGUGGAGGUGGUGACUCCUGAGCGAUCUGCACUCCUCGGAGCCUUCCCCUUCCUGGCUCAUAUACCCUCAUGGAUGCCUGGAGGCAACUGGAAAAAGCGUGCUGGUUACUGUCGGCGACUUGUGAGGAAAGUACUAAAUGAUCCAGUUCAAUACGUACAUGACAGCAUAAUCGCUGGCACUGCGAGAAAAUCUGUGGUUCACGAUAUAUACCUGGACAAGGACGAUGAUUUGAAGCUUGGAAUCGAUAAGGACAAGGUCACGAAAGAGGUGGCCGCUACUGCGUUUAUGGCUGGGUCAGAAACUACAACCUCCGUAAUGUUAGUCUUCCUACUUGCAAUGGUAUUGCACCCGGAUGUGCAACGAAAAGCACAGGAAGAAAUCGAUCGGGUAGUUGGUACCGAUCGCCUCCCUGAUUUCGGUGACCGGCCCAAUCUUCCUUAUGUCGAAGCAGUUUUGUUAGAGACGCUUCGAUGGGUCCCUGUCGCUCCACUCGGCGCUAUUAUUAUUCCGAAUAUGUGGGCUAUGUCUCAGGAUCCGGAGCGGUACACUGAACCAAAGGUUUUUAACCCGGACCGGUACAGCAGCAAAGUCGAAGACGUUUCCUCGUCCCCUGUAUUUGGCUUUGGACGCCGUGUCUGUCCUGGGAGACAUCUCGCAGAGCAAAGUCUCUGGGCAGUGAUUGUGUCUAUGCUGGCGACUUUGCAAAUUGAGAAAGCAACGGAUGCUUCCGGAGCCGAGAUAGAGAUUCAACCGAAAUUCAAGGGUGGGGCAACCAUUCGCCCAGAAGCAUUCCCGUGUUCCAUCAAGGCCCGGUCUUCGAGAGCUACACAUCUGAUCCGCGCCAGUACAGCGUGUGCGGAUUGA